GAUGCAGCCGAAGUUGUGUAUGUUCUUUGAUAAUUUGAAGUUUUAAGCGGGUACUAGUUCUCGUGUUUAACCAAAUGUUAGAUAUCAGUUGUUCCUGAUUGGGGCUGAACUGAUUACAGUCGCGUGAACGAAUUAACACCGCCUGAAACCGUUUUCAAGCAAAACAAACUUGCGUCAUGGUAUCUAUGAAAAAUUUUCCGAAUCCUGCACCUGUUGGCCAUGUGACAGUUUGUGAGGUCGAUGGAAAAUUACAAACAAUGACAAUUGAAAAUGCUAAUUUUUCGAUAUUUAGCAACACCGUUGCAUCAUAUCCAACAAUAGUAGUGAACAGGGACUUGCUCCGCCCUUCUGUAACUUCUCAUGAAGAUGUAAAUGCUGUCUUUCUGCCUGUUCGCGAAGGUUUAGUGAAGAAAAUAUUAAAUGUGUGGUAUGAACAUGGACUAUUGGAGGCAUUAAAUUUGAUGGCGGACCAAAAUGAUCCAAACAUACACCCCACGGUUCGGUAUGCAGCAUCAAGUAUGCUGAAACUUUCUGAUAUUAUAAUUCGCCUCAGAAAUCGUUUUCACCCACGUCUGACUGAGAGUGGAACAAAUCUGAUUGCUGCUGUGUCUCAGACAAGAGACUGGAGUCGCAGUCCUGUCAGGUGUCUUGCAUGGCACCCACACUGCACAAAACUAGCUGUUGCAGUUCGUGAUGAUUCAGUACAUAUUUACACUGCAGGUUCAAAGCAUAAGCCUUUCCUCAAAUAUAAAAAUCAAAAGAAUAUUUCAUCUCUGGCAUGGAGACCCUUAUCUGCAUCGGAACUUGCUGUCGGAUGUGAAGCUGGUGUUUAUGUCUGGCACAUAGACCCUAAUUCUGUUGUUACAAGGUUAUCUGCAAAUUGUGCUACGUUUCUAGAAAGACCAAACCAUUCGCCUAUUACUAGUGUUGCCUGGAGCCCACAGGGAGACGUUUUGGUGACUGCUUCUGCUGCAGAUACUGUGAUGUAUGCUUGGGAUCUUGCUAUGGAAUCGUACUCAGCCAUAAGGAAAACACACGGUGGUGGUGUGAGCUUUAUAGCAUGGUCUCCUGAAAAGGUCUUUUCAGCAACCACCGGUGUCGUUUUCAGAGUGUGGGAAACCAACACAUGGACAUCUGAGCAGUGGACUCUGCCAUUUGGACAUGUUAAAACAGCUUGCUGGAGUCCUUGUGGAUCCGUGUUGUUGUUUGCAACAUCUCAUGAGACUGUCAUAUAUUCUUUAUCAUUCAUAAGAGCUGUGACAGUCUUCUUGGCUGAUGCAGAGAAAGCUAGUAGAACAGCCAUACCUGUUGCAGAUGUUACACCUAGUGAGACAGACACUACUGGUGAUAGGAUUGGAGGACUACCAGUUUCAAUUGUGUGGGAUGGUCGUGGCCAAUAUGUAGCAGUACUAUUCAAGGAAAGCAGGCACAUUGCUGUCUUCAAAAGUAAACUGAAACCAGUUUUUCAGCUGACACCAUGUUGCUUCAUCAGUGGAAUUUCUGAUGAAUUGCCAAAUGCUAUAUGUUUCCAAAACAACUAUGAAGAAGGUGCUUUACUGACAAUUGCAUGGUCAACAGGACGAAUUCAGUACUUCCCAUUUAUCAACUCGAGUGCAGGGACCAAGGAUGCAAUGAAUGUAACACACUUUUCAGGACAUCUUGAUUCUACAUCGUUCCAUAGUCCAACAAUUCACAACCUUUCAACAUUCCGUAAUGCUUCCUUUGCUUCUUUUUGAUUGAGAUUUUAAAUUAUUUUAAAUCAGUUAAUAAACUGGGCAGUUAUUUAUUUACACCUUUGUUGGAGGUGGUGCGCAGUGAAAUUUGUUGACCAAUGCAAGUUUUCCGAAACCUAUGUAUGGACAAUUUGGCAUGGAUGUGUAAUUGUUUUACUUGUACUUUUACACCACUCUUGUAUAUUAUAUCAGUUUUGUACAUUACUGCUUAAUUUCUUGUAACAAGAGAGAGCCAGUUUAUCAAGCAAGUAUUGGAGCAUUGUAUAGGAACUGAUUUAUUUCUUGUAGCAGAGAAUUGACUUCUUUCAGAUAACAGAAAGUCUGAAAAAUUGUACAGAAUUGAUAUUUUAAUUUGUGGGUAUCUCAAGUUACUUUGAUAUACCAUACAUAAAUAAAAGAAAUAUUACAAAUGGAACAGAAAGAGUCCUCACUCAUCCAAAGUAUUUCACUGUAAUGAAAAAUUCUCAGAAUGUGGAAAUAAAUUUUAUUAAAUUACAGGUUGGAAGAGCUUGGGAGACUAGAGGAUUACUAGUGAGAAAUCAUAGCUCACUGUGUUUGCUUUGUUGACCACAUUGAAAAAAAAAAUAGAUUUGGUAUUAAAGUAGGUUUCAGAGGAUAGUGAAUUUCUUGAAGGUAAUUAAAAAAAAACUUGAGUUUAAUAGUCCUUUCUUGGAUUACAACCAUUAACUAAUGAUUGUAUUUGAACAAUUUAAGGAGUAUAAAAUUUUACCAUAGUUUGUAAAGAAAUGUAACACUGUUGGCAGUUGUGCUACAUUUAUAGUAGAAUUGUAUAUAUAAUCCAGAUGAUGACUUGUUAAAAAUGUUUAUUCAGCAGACAAUGUACUUUGGUUACUUUGUACAGUUACUUUGGUUGGCUCAAUAUUCAUCCUGUAAUGUAGAGCGGGGUUAUUUGGUCAGUUGACUAAACAAUUUUAAAAACAGCAAAAUCAGACCAGACUUCACUCACAACUAUUUUGUGCUUCAUGAAAAUGAAUUUUCAUGUGGAACUUUUUUUCCCAUAUGAAGCACAAAGAAACAAUAUUGUAACAUGUAUUCACUACUGAAGUGAAAGAAAAAUGGUUUCUGGUUAAGCUAUGCUCGUGCAAAAUUCUUUGCAAACUUCCUCUUUCAUGUAAAAUAUCAAUUGUGAAAUGCCAAAUUGGAUGUAACUUUUAUCAGAUGUUCUUAAAGGAAACAAUCAAGUUCAGUGUCAUUUUGUGUCACGAGA
This is a messenger RNA of Schistocerca piceifrons (Central American locust), 2961 nucleotides long. Its product is annotated as aladin-like. Lineage: Eukaryota; Metazoa; Arthropoda; Insecta; Orthoptera; Acrididae. Bases 177 to 1736 code for a protein of 519 amino acids. Gene Ontology annotation, cellular component: nuclear pore. Gene Ontology annotation, molecular function: protein binding. Gene Ontology annotation, biological process: nucleocytoplasmic transport. The transcript is spliced from 10 exons. The record is from RefSeq and is a predicted model, not a curated record.